AUGGGCGCGCCGGGGCCAGCGCUGCUGCUGCCGGCGCUGCUACUGCUGCUUGCCCCCAGCGCCCGGGCAGAAGACGAAGUGCUGGAAGAUGUCAGCCCGACCUGUCAAUACGCAAAUCGAUUCAAGCCCCUCAGGAAGUACAUAUACAACUAUGAGGCUGAGAGUUCCAGUGGAGUCCCCAGGACUGACUCAAGGAGCAUCAUCAGGAUCAACUGCAAGGUCGAGCUGGAGGUCCCCCAACGCUGCAGCUUCAUCCUGAAGACGAGCCAGUGCACACUGAAAGAGGUGAAUGGCUUCAACCCCAAGGGCAAGCCCUUGAUGAAGAAGACCGCGAACUCUGAGGAGUUUGCCACAGCCAUGUCCAAGCAUGAGCUCCGGCUGGCGGUUCCUGACGGGGGACCCAUUUUGCUUCACCCGGAGCCGGAGGAGCCUGACCACACUCUGAACGUCAAAAGGGGCAUCAUCUCUGCCCUGCUGGUUCCUCCGGAAACGGAAGACGCCCAGCGAGUGCUGUUUCUGGAUACUGUGUAUGGAAACUGUUCCAGUAACUUCAGUGUAAGAACAAGGAAAGGCAGCGUGGCAACAGAAGUAUCCAUCGAAAGAAACCUGAAAGACUGCGAUCACUUCCGGCCCGCCAGCACAGGAGUUAGCCCCCUCGCUUUGAUCAGAGGCUUGAACCGCCCCUUGUCAACUCUGAUCAGCAGCAGCCAGUCCUGCCGGUACACCCUGGAUCCCAAGAAGAAGCAUGUCUCAGAAGCCAUCUGCAAGGAACAACACCGUUUCCUGCCUUUCUCCCACAAGAAUGGGAUGACGGCACAGAUUACGCAGACUUUGAAACUUGAAGAGACACGUAAUUUCAACAGCCGCCUCUUUGAUGAAGGUACCAGGGAGGUGGGUCUCGCCUUUGAGAGCACCAAAGCCGCGUCACCCCCGGGGCAGGCCGAGGCCGCCAUGAAAACCCUCCAAGAGCUGCAGAGCCUACACAUCUCUGAGCAGAACGCCAAGAGAGCGAACCUCUUCAGUAAACUGGUGUCCGAGCUGCGAGGCCUCAGCGAUGAAGCAGUCUCAGCCCUCUUGCCAAAGCUGUUCGGGGUGUCCAGCCCCAUCACUCUUCAAGCCCUGAUGCAGUGCGGACGGCCCCAGUGUUACGCUCCCAUCCUCCAGUGGCUGAAGAGGGAGAAAGCCCACCCCCUUCUGAUAGACGCUGUAACCUACCUGGUGGCCCUGCUCCCAGGACCCUCUGCCCAGACGCUACGGGACAUCUUCAACACAGCGAAGGAGCAGCAGAGCCGGGCCACUUUAUAUGCUCUGAGUCACGUGGUCAACAACUAUCAUAGGACAGACCCUGCGGUGACCCAAGACCUGCUGGACAUUGCUGAUUACCUGUCGGAGCAGAUUCGCGAUGACUGCACUGGGAACGAAGAUCACACCUACCUGAUUCUGAGGGUCAUUGGAAAUAUUGGUGGAACCAUGGAGCAGCUGACCCCAAGACUCACGUCAUCAGUCCUAAAAUGUAUCAAAAGUACAGAGCCAUCACUGCUGAUUCAGAAGGCUGCCAUCCAAGCCUUGCGGAAAAUGGAAAUUCAAGAUGAGGUCCGGGAAGUCCUUCUUCAGACUUUCCUCGAUGACACCUCUCCAGGGGACAAGCGACUGGCAGCCUAUCUCAUGCUGAUGAGGGACCCUUCCCAGUCAGAUGUUAGCAAAAUCACCCAACUUCUCCCAUGGGAACAGAAUGCGCAAGUGAAGAACUUUGUGGCUUCCCACAUCGCCAACAUCUUAAACUCAGAAGAACUGUAUGUCCAGAAUUUGAAAACGUUAGUGAAAGAAGCUCUGAAAAAUUCCCAACUUCCAACUGUCAUGGACUUCAAAAGAUUCUCCCGGAACUAUCAUUUCUCCAAAUCUCUUUCUCUGCCACUACUCGACCCAGUCUCAGCCAAAAUUGAAGGCAAUCUUAUAUUCGAUCCACAUAAUUACCUUCCUAAAGAAAGCAUGCUGAAAACGACCCUCACUGUCUUUGGAUUGGCUUCAGCUGACCUCUUCGAGCUUGGUGUGGAAGGAAAAGGGUUUGAGCCAACAUUGGAAGCUUUUUUUGGGAAGCAAGGAUUUUUCCCAGACAGUGUCAACAAGGCUUUGUACUGGGUUGAUGGUCAAGUUCCUGAUCAUGUCUCCAAGGUCUUGGUGGACCACUUUGGCUACACCAAAGAUGAUAAACGUGAGCAGGACAUGGUCAGUGGAAUUAUGCUCACUGUUGAGAAGCUGCUCAAAGAUUUGAAAUCCAAAGAAUUCCCAGAAGCCAGAGCCUACCUCCGCAUCUUGGGAGAGGAGCUUGGCUUUGUCAGCCUUCGUGACCAGCAGGUCCUGGGGAGGCUGCUCGUGAAUGGUGCCCGUAUUCUGCAGGGGAUCCCCCAGAUGAUUGGAGAAGUCAUAAAAAAAGGUUCAAAGAGUGACUUGUUUCUUCACUACAUCUUUAUGGACAAUGCCUUUGAACUCCCCACUGGACUUGGGUUACAACUGCAAAUGUCCUCCACUGGAGUCAUCGCUCCCGGAAUCCACGCUGGAGUGAAAAUGGAAGUAGCCAAAAUGCAAGCAGAACUGGUGACAAAGCCCUCUGUGUCUGUGGAGUUUGUGACACAUAUGAGCGUCGUCGUUCCAGACUUUGCUAGGAGCGGGAUCCAAAUGAACACCAACUUCUUCCAUGAGACAGGCCUGGAGGCACGACUUUCCCUAAUGGCUGGGGAGCUGAAGUUGAGGAUUCCUGCCCCAAACAGACCCAUCAAGCUCUUCAGCGGCAGUAACACAUUGCACUUGGUCUCUACCACCAAAACGGAAGCGAUCUCAUCUCUGCCUGAGAACAGGAAGUCCUGGUCGAUUUGCAAGCCUUUCUUUACCGGCCUGAACUACUGCAUGGGUGCUUACUCCAACGCCAGUUCCACAGGCACUUCCUCUUACUACCUACUGGCCGGAGACACCAGAUUUGAACUGGAACUGAAGCCAACAGGAGAAGUAGAGCAGUAUUCUGCCAGCGCAACCUAUGAACUCCAGAGAGAGGGUGAAGCCUUCGUAGACAUGCUGAAGUUUGUGACUCAAGCAGAAGGUGUGAGAGAGACAGAAGCUACCAUGACAUUCAGAUAUAACCGGCAGAGUAUGACUUUGUCCAGUGAAAUGCAAAUUCCAGAUUUUGACGUUGACGUUGGGACAGUCCUCAGAGUCAGUGAUGAAUCUGCUAAGGAAAAAAAGUCAUACAAACUCACCCUGGACAUUCAGAACAAGAAAAUCACUGAGGUCACCCUCACCGGCCACAUAAGUGGUUACGGGAAGGAAGAAGGCAGAAUCAAAGGUGUUAUUUCCAUACCUCGAUUGCAAGCAGAAGCCAGAAGUGAGAUCCUCACCCAGUGGUCUCCCACAAAACUGCUCCUCCAGAUGGACUCAUCAGCUACAGCUUACGGCUCAACAAUUUCCAAGAAGGUGGCAUGGCGUUAUGAUGAAGAUAAGAUUGAAUUUGAAUGGAACGCAGGCACCAAUGUGGACACCAAAAAAAUUAUUUCCAAUUUCCCCACGGCUCUCUCUGAUUAUCCUAAAACCUUGUGUGCACUUGGCAAUAGUAUAUUGGAUCACAGAGUUCCUCAAGCAAAUAUGACUUUCCGGCACAUGGGUUCCAAUUUAAUAGUUGCAACAAACACAUGGCUUCAGAAGGCAUCUAUGAGUCUUCCUUAUGCCCAGAUUUUGCAAGAUUACCUCUGGGGCCAAAAAGAGUUCAAACUGAGGAAAAUAAGCUCGCCAGGCUUCUACAUCCCAGAAAACCUCUUCUUGAAAAGUGAUGGCCGAGUCAAAUACACCUUGAACAAGCAGAGUGUGAAAUUUGAGAUUCCCUUGCCUUUUGGUGGCAAAUCCUCCAAAGAUCUAAAGAUAUUGCAGGCUAUUCGGACACCAGCCCUUAACUUCAAGUCUGUGGGAUUCUACCUGCCAUCGCGAGAAUUCCAAGUCCCCGCUUUCACUAUUCCUGAGUUGUACCAACUACAGGUGCCUCUCUUGGGCAUGCUAGACGUCUCCACAAAUAUCUACAGCAACUCAUACAACUGGUCCGCCUCCUUCUCUGGUGGCAACGUCAGCACAGACCACUUGAGGCUUAAGGCUUCGUACCACAUGAAGGCUGACUCUGUGGUCGAACUGCUCUCGUACCGUACGCAAGGAUCUGCUGAAACAACAUAUGACCCCAGGAAAACAUUCACAUUGUCAUAUGAUGGGGCCCUACGCCACAGAUUUUUUCUGGAUUCAAAUAUCAAAUUCAGUCAUGUAGAAAGCAUUGGAAACAAUCCAGCCUCCAAAGGUUUUCUAACAUUCGAUGCGUCUAAUGCCUGGGGACCAGAGAUGUCUGCUUCAGUAUACUGGGACUCAAAAAAGAAAGAGCAUCUGUAUAUUAAGGAAGCCAAGAUUGAUGGGCAGUUCAGAGUCUCUUCAUUCUAUGCUAAUGGUGCCUAUGGCCUCUCUUAUCGGAAGGAUUCUACCACUGGCCAGCUAAGUGGGAAGUCCAACCUGAAGUUUAACUCCACCUACCUCCAGGGCACCAACCAAAUAACAGGAACAUAUGAAGAUGGAACUGUCUCCCUCACCUCCACCUCGGACCUACAAGGCGGCAUCUUGAAAAAUACUGCUUCCCUGAAAUAUGAGAACUACGAGCUGAUUCUGAAGUCUGACACCAACGGGAAGUAUGAGGACUUCGCCACUUCUAACAAAGUAGACCUGACCUUCUCUGAUCAAAAUGCAUUGCUACGUUCUGAGUAUCAGACUGAUUACAAGUCAUUUAGGUUCUUCGCCCUGCUCUCUGGAUCACUAAAUUCCCAUGGUCUUGAAUUAAAUGCCGACGUCUUGGGCACUGACAGAAUUAAUAGUGGCGCUCACAAAGCAACAUUAAGGAUCGGCCAAGACGGAAUGUCUACCAGCGCGACCACCAACUUGAAGUACAGCCCCCUGGUGUUGGAGAAUGAGCUGAAUGCAGCGCUUGGCCUCUCUGGGGCAUCUGUGAAGUUAACGACGAACGGCCGCUUCAGGGAACACAAUGCAAAAUUCAGUCUAGAUGGAAAAGCCGCCCUCACAGAGGCAUCACUGGGGAGCGCUUAUCAGGCCACAAUUCUGGGUGUCAAUAGCAAAAAUAUUUUCAACUUCAAAAUCAACCAGGAGGGACUUAAGCUUGCAAACAACAUGAUGGGCUCAUAUGAUGAAAUGAAACUUGACUACACAAACAAUCUGAACGUGGCAGGGUUAGCGCUAGACUUCUCUUCAAAACUUGACAACAUUUAUAGUUCUGACAAGUUUUAUAAGCAAACUUUGAAUUUACAGCUAGAGCCCUAUUCCUUUGUUGCUACUUUAAACAAUGACCUGAAAUUCAGUGCCCUGGAUCUGACCAACAAUGGGAAAUUACGGCUCGAACCCUUGAAGCUGAACGUGGGUGGGAAUGUAAAAGGAGCCUACCAAAAUAAUGAAAUAAAACACAUCUACACCAUUUCUUAUGCGGACUUAUCAGCAAGUUAUAAAUCAGACACUGUAGCUAAGGCACAGGGCACAGAGUUUAGCCAUCGGCUCAACAUGAACAUCGCUGGGCUAGCUUCAGCCAUUGACGUCAGUACAAACUACAAUUCAGACUCGCUGCAUUUAAGCAACGUUUUCCGCUCUGCCGUGGCCCCGUUUACAAUGACCAUCGAUGCACAUACAAACGGCAAUGGGAAACUGGUUCUCUGGGGAGAACAUACCGGACAGCUGUAUAGCAAAUUCCUGUUGAAAGCAGAACCCCUGGCCCUUACUUUCUCUCAUGAUUACAAAGGAUCCACAAGUCACCAUCCUGUGUCCAGAAGGAGCAUAAGUACUGCUCUUGAUCACAAAGUUGGUGUCCUGCUCACUCCAGCUGAGCAGACAAGCACCUGGAAAUUCAGGACGCAGCUAAACGAAAAUGAAUACAGCCAUGACUUUGAUGGCUACAACACUAAAGACAAAGUCGGCAUGGAGCUCAAUGGACGGGCCCUGGCUGACCUUACCAUACUGGACUUUCCGAUUAAAGUGCCACUGUUACUCAGUGAGCCUGUCAAUGUAAUCAGUGCUUUGGAGAUGAGGGAUACUGUUGACCAGCCCCAGGAAUUCACUAUUGUUGCUUCUGUAAAAUAUGAUAAGAACCAAGAUGUCCACACCAUCAACCUCCCAUUUUUAAAAAUCCUGUCAGAAUAUUUUGAGAAGAAUCAACUAGUAAUCAUCAGUGCUUUGGAAACUAUACAGAGAGGAUUGAAACGCAUCGAUAUUGAUCAAUUCGUGAGGAAAUACGGAGCGGCCUUGGACAAACUCUCACAGCAAGUUAAUGAUUAUCUGAAUGAAUUCAGUUGGGAGAGACAAGUUUCAAAUGCCAAGGAGAAACUCACUGCUUUUACAAAAAAUUAUACAAUUACAGAAAAUGAUCUAAAAAUUGUAUUGGACAAUGCCAAAAUCAACCUUAAUGAAAAACUAUCUCAACUGCAAACAUAUGUGAUACAAUUUGAUCAAUAUAUUAAAGAUAAUUAUGAUUUGCAUGAUUUUAAAUCAGCUAUUGCUAAGAUUAUUGCUCGAAUCAUUGAAAAAUUAAAAAUUCUUGAUGAACAAUAUCAUAUUCGUGUAAAUUUAGUAAAAAUAAUCCAUGAUCUAUAUUUGUUUAUUGAAAAGAUUGAUUUUAACAAAAUUGGAAGUAGUAUAGCAUCUUGGAUUCAAAAUGUGGAUACUAAGUAUCAAAUCAGAAUCCAGGUACAAGAAAAAUUGCAACAUCUCAAGGCACAGAUUGAGAAUAUUGACAUCCAGCACCUUGCAGAAAAGUUAAAACAACAGGUUGAAGCUAUUGAUGUCAGAGUGCUUUUAGAUCAGAUGAGAACUACAAUUCCAUUUCAAAAAAUAAAGGAAAUUAUUGAGCAUAUCAAAUACUAUGUUAGAGAUCUCAUUGACGAUUUUGAAGUAACUGAGAAAAUCAUAGCUUUUAGGGCCAUUUUUUAUAAGUUAAUUAAGAUGUAUGAAAUAGACCAACACAUCCAGGUUUUAAUGGAUAAGUCAGUACAGCUGGCUCACCAAUAUAAGUUGAAGGAGACUGUUCAGAAGCUAAGCAAUGCCCUACAACAAGCUGGGAUAAAAGAUCACUUUGAGAAAUUGGCUGGAUUUAUUAAUGAUGCUCUCAAUCAGCUUAAAGCUCUGUCUUUUAAAAAUUUCAUUGAAGAAGUUAACAGAUUCCUUGACAUGUUGGUAAAGAAAUUAAGGUCAUUUGAUUACCUUCGGUUUGUAGAUGAGACCAAUAACAAAAUCUCUGAGAUGACUCAAAGAAUCCAUGGCACAAUCCAGGAUCUGGACCUUCCGCAGAAAGCUAAAGCACUAAAACUGUUUGUAGAGGAUGUCAAGGCCAUGGUCUCAGUCUAUCUGGAAAACCUAAAAGGCACCAACAUAACCUUAUUCAUAGAUUGGUUACGGGAGGAUUUAAGUUCGAUGUCUUUAAUUUUGCAGCGACACCAGUCCCUGGCAAGCGCAGCUUACAGCACACUUGUCGCUUACAUUUCCGACUUAUGGAGUCUUGCUGCGAAGAACUUUACUGACUUGGCAGAACAGUAUGCUAUCAGACACUGGGCUGAAAAUCUGAAAGCACUGGUAGAGCAAGGGUUCACUGUUCCCGAAAUCCAGACCGCCUUCGGGACCGUGCCUGCCUUUGAAGUCAGUCUCCGUGCCCUUCAGGAAGCUACAUAUCAGACUCCUGACUUCAUAGUCCCUCUGACAGAUUUGAAGAUUCCAUCAGUUCAGAUCAACUUCAAAAAGUUAGAAAAUAUAAAAAUCCCACUCAGGUUUUCCACACCAGCAUUUACUGUCCUCAAUACCUUCCAUGUUCCUUCCUUUACAGUUGACUUGGUAGAAAUAAAAGCAAAGAUCAUCAGAACCAUUGACCAAAUACUGAACGGUGAGCUGCAGUGGCCAGUUCCGGAAGUUAACCUGAGGGAUCUGAAGGGAACAGACACCAUUUUUGCUAGGAUCACUCUGCCAGACAUCCACGUACAAGAAAUCACAAUUCCAGAAUUUGUAAUCCCAAAUCUUAACCUUAAAGAUUUCCAAGUUCCUGACCUUCACAUCCCAGAAUUCCAACUUCCCAGCAUCUCACACACAAUUGAAAUACCUGCUUUGGGCAAGCUGCACAGCAUUUUGAAAAUCCAGUCUCCCUUUUUCAUAUUAGACGUGAAUGCUGACAUUCAGAAUGUAACUACAUCCGUGAACAAGGCAGAGAUUACGGCUUCCAUCACUGCCAAAGGAGACUCCAAAUUAGAAGUUCUCAAAUUUGAUUUUCAAGGAAAUGUACAACUUCCAGACCCUAAAAUUAAUCCAUGGUCUCUGAAAGAAUUCAUGAGUUUCUCCAGCAAGUACUUAAAAAUAGAGUGUAAGAGCGAAGUACUAUCUUUAGGAAAUGCUGGUGAGGGAAGAUCAAGCAUAGUGGUGGGUUUACACACAGGAAAGAAUACAGUGGAGCUCAGUAACGCUGUGCUCGUCGAGAUAAACCAUCAGCUUACCGUGGAUAGCAACACAAAGUACUUCCACAAGCUGAACAUCCCCAAGCUGGACUUCUCCAGCCAGGCUGACCUGCACAAUGAAAUCACGGCCCUGGUUCGAGAUGGACACAAAGCAUGGACUUCUUCUGGAAGAGGGUCAUGGAAAUGGGCCUGCCCCAGUCUCUCAGAUGAGGGGACACAUGAAUUGCAAGUUAGCAUCACUGAGGAAGGACCCAAUGCUUCCUUUGGAAUAUCUAAUAAGAUCCACAGCAAACACCUGAGAGUAAACCAAACCUUGGUUUAUGACUCUGACUUCGACUUCUGUAAAUUGGAAAUCCAGUCCCAAGUUGAAUCUCAGCAUGUGGGCCAGAGCGUUCUAAGUGCCAAAGGCACAGCACUGCUCGGAGAAAGGAAAGUCGAGAUGGCUGGCAACCAUGAUGCUCAUUUAAAGGGAAAAGUUAGUGGCACUUUGAAAAAUUCUCUUUUCUUUUCGGCACAGCCAUUUGAGAUAACUACGUCCACAAGCAAUGAAGGGAACUUGAAGAUUAGUUUUCCACUAAAAUUGACAGGGAAGGUAGACUUCCUAAAUAAUUAUGCACUGUUUCUGAGUCCUGAUGCCCAGCAAGCAAGUUGGCUAGCAAGCGCCAGGUUCAAUCAGUAUAAGUACAAUCAGAAUUUCUCUGCUGGAAACAAUGAGAACAGCAUCCAGGCCCACAUAGGAAUAAAUGGAGAAGCCAACCUGGAUUUCUUAAACAUUCAUUUAACAAUCCCUGAAACAACUCUACCUUACACAGGACUCACAAUUCCUCAGGUGAACUAUUUCUCCUUAUGGGAAAAAACAGGCUUGAAGGAAUUAUUGAAAACAACAAAGCAAUCAUUUGAUCUAAGUGUAAAGGCUCAGUAUAAGAGAAACAAAGACAAACAUUCCAUCUCAAUUCCUUUGGAUGUGUUUGAUGAGUUUAUCGUUUCCUUCAACAGGCACUUUGAGAAAGUCAGAGACAAGGCAUUAAAUUUUUUUGCCCAGUCCUAUAAUGAAGCAAAACUUAUGUUUGAUGAGUACAAAGUUGAAAAAUCCCUCAGCAACCAACCCAGGAUCUAUCGGAUACCUGGAUACACUAUUCCAGUCGUCAACAUUGAAGUGUUACCAUUCAUAGUAGAGAUGCCGACAUUUGGCCAUGUGAUCCCAAAAGAGAUCAGCACCUCCAACUUCACCCUCCCCGGCUUUGUGCCCUCAUAUACAUUAGCCCCGCCAUACCUGGACCUGCCAGCCCCUCCUGUCCUUUCAGAUAAUCUCAAGUUUAAUUUUCUAGAAUUCAAUGAGUUGGGUACCCUGAACAAAAUUUUAAUUCCAGCCAUGGGCAAUAUCACCUACGAUUUUUCCUUUAAAUCAAGUGUCAUCACACUGAAUACCAAUGUCGGACUUUACAACCAAUCAGAUACCGUUGCUCAUUUCCUCACUUCCUCUUCUUCUGUCAUUGACGCACUACAGUACAAAUUAGAGGGCACCUCACGUCUGACAAGGAAAAGAGGUUUGAAGUUAGCCACAGCUUUCUCUCUGAGUAACAAAUUCGUGGAAGGCAAUCAUGACAGCACCAUUAGCUUAACCAAGAAAAAUAUGGACGCUUCAGUGACGACAACCGCAAAAGUCCAAAUUCCAAUUUUGAGAAUGGAUUUCAAGCAGGAACUUAAUGGAAAUACCAAGUCAAAGCCUACUGUCUCUUCGUCCAUUGAAUUAAAGUAUAAUUUCAAUUCCACCAAGCUGUCCUCUACUGCUACAGGGACCGCUGGUCACAAGCUCAGCUUAGAAAGCCUCACUUCUUACUUUUCCAUUGAGUCAUCUAACAAAGGCGAUAUCAAGGGUGCGGUCCUUCUUCAGGAAUAUUCAGGAACUAUUGCCAGUGAGGUCAGCACUUAUUUGAACUCCAAGGGUGCUCGGUCUUCAGUGAAGCUGCAAGGGACUUCCAGAGUCGACGGUAUCUGGAACCUCGAAGUCGAAGAAAGUUUUGCUGGAGAAGCCACUCUCCGACGCAUAUAUGCCAUGUGGGAACACAACACGAAAAACCACUUACAGCUAAAGGGCCACUCCUUAACAUCUGGAGAGCACGCAAGCAAAGCCACCCUAGAACUCUCCCCGUGGAAAAUGUCAGCUCUUGUUCAGGUCCGUGCAAGUCAACCCAAUUAUCUCCUCGAUGUCAAUCACCUCGGCCAGGAAGUGUCCCUGAAUGCUGACUCUGAGAACCAGAGGGUCAGCUGGAAAAGUGAGAUCCAGGUUUACUCUGGGUCUCUCCAGAAUGACAUACAGCUUUCCAAUAACCAAGAAAGGGCACGCCUUGACGUCACAGGUUCCUUAGAAGGGCCCCUGUGGCUCCUCAAAAAUACUGUCCUGCCAGUUUAUGACAAGAGCGUAUGGGACCUCCUAAAGUUGGAUGUAACCACCAGUACUGAGAGGAAACAGUAUCUUAGUGUUUCCUCGGCUCUUGUAUACACCAAAAACCCCCGUAGCUAUACCUUCUCUGUUCCUGUGCAAGAAUUGGCUGAUAAAUUCAUUAUUCCUGGACUGAAACUAAAUAAUCCAAAUUCAGUUCUUGUCACACCUACACUCCAAGUCCCAUUUACAAAUCUUCAGGUUCCGUCCUACACAUUUAACUUCAGCGAAAUAAAAAUCUACAGGAAGCUAAGUACCUCACCAUUUGCCCUCAAUGUACCGGCCCUACCCAAAGUGAAAUUCCCGGAAGUCGAUGUGUUAACGAAGUACUCUAAACCGGAAGGCUCCUCGGUUCCUUUUUUUGAAAUAACUGUGCCCGGAUCUCAGUUAACGAUGUUCCAGUUCACCUUUCCAAAAAGUAUUUCAGUUGGCACGGCUGCUGUGGAUCUAAAUGAAGUGGCCCACAAGACUGCAGACUUCCGGUCGCCAAACGUCACCCAGCCUGAGCGGACCAUGGAGAUUCCUUCCAUGCAGUUCUCCGUCCCUGCUGGGAUUUCCAUUCCUUCCUUUGGAGCACUGACUGCACAGUUUGGGGUGGCCUCUCCCCUGUAUAAUGCCACUUGGAGCGCUGGUUUGAAAAACAAAGUAGACCACAUUGAAACAUCCCUGGAGUCCACAUGUAGCUCAACCAUGCAGUUUCUGGAAUACGACCUCAACGUUGUAGGAACACACAAGAUCAAAGAUGGCGUGUUAGUCUCUCAGACUAAAGGGACAUUGGAACACCGUGACGUCAGCGCAGAAUAUAAAGAAGAUGGCAAAUAUCGAACAUUGCGGGACUGGGAAGAAGAGGUUCGCCUUGACAUCACCAGCCCAACAUUCACCAGUGUCCAGCUCCACUACCAUGUAGGCGAGAAUAACUACUCCUUCUCAGCGGCCUCCCCAGCCAUAGGCACAGUGGCCCUGGACUCAGAAAACGAAAAUGAUACUUUAAAAUGGAACUUCUACUACCGCCCUCAGUUGUCUCCUAAUAAAAAACUCAACAUAUUCAAACUUGAGUUGAGGUACCAGGAAGCUAAUGACAAAUUUCAGGUGAAAGUUAAUGGGGAAGAAGAGGCAAUGUCUCUUAGCAGUUUACAACUGCUAAACUCUCUGAGAGACAAUGUGCCCAAGGUAACAGGGGCAUUAUAUGACUAUGUCAACAAGUACCACGAGGAGUACACAGGACUUGAUCUGAAGGAUGCUUCUCUAAAAGUGAGAGGAAGGCUGCAAAACAGCACUGAGCGGUCCUAUCAAAAAGCAGUGAGGCAGAUUGAUGAGGUAAACACGACACUUGGGAGGGUAGUCAGAGACGCCACUGGAACCUCCCAGCUAUGGAAUGACAAGGCCCAGAAUCUGUACCAGGAACUGUUGGAUCAGGAAGGCUAAGUCAGUCUCCAGAGACUCCAAAAUAAAGCUCUAGACAGCCUAACAGGAGUUACAGAGGAAUACAAAAUAGUAGUCAGUCAUCUGAUUGGCAAGUUCAUUGAUUACCUGAAGUUCACCAGAUUCUAGCUCCCGGGAAGGGCCGGGACAUACACUAUAGAUGAGCUCUGCACUGGGGUGAUGAGGGAAGUAGGGAAGGUACUUUCUCAGGUAUAUUCAAAAUCUGUAGUAGUAGAAAUACUGUUUUGCUAUUUCCGAGACCUGAUGGAGAAAUCUGAAUUAAUCAAGCACCGAAUGAGUAAAUUUCCUUUUGAUUUGAGGAGUCAUAAAUGAGUAGACAUAACCUUGAAGUUUGGGAAACUAUUGAAAUCUUUAUCACGAAAGGUCCAAAAGGUAUUUAAUUACCUCCAGUCUAAUAAAACUACUACAGAGAUGCUAGGUGAUUUUCAGAGAUAUUUACAAAACAUUUUCCAAGAGAUGGAAAUGAAUGGCUUACAAGAAAAGAAAUUUAUUAACCUCAUUAAUGAUAUCCAACACAAGAUCAACUAAACCUUCACUAGUUAUAGUCAACAUGUUUUUAGAUUCUUGAAAGAAAACCUAUACCUUGAGUUUGGUACGUUUAAUGAACUUGUUUAAAACAAACUCCAGAAAGCUUCUCAUGUGUGAGAGUAGAUCCAUCAGUAAGUUAAGUCUCUUCACAAGGAAUGUUUUUAUCCAGGUGUGGUCAGCUGGACAGUGAAAUACUAUGAACUUGAAGAAAAGAUAAUCAACCUGAUCAAGAACCUAGUCCAUGUCCUCAAGGACCUCCUUGCUUCUCAAAUCUCAAGUGAACCUGAGCAACUCAUGCAGAAAGAUAUCCAGAAAUAUUUUAGCAUCCUUGACAAUACAGAUGGAAAAAGGAAAGAGAAAACUGUAGAGCUUUCUAACAGUGCUCAGGAAAUAAUUAAAAGCUGGGCCAUUGCAAUGGAGGAAAUCAUUUCUGAUUACCGCCAGCACUUCGAAUAUAAACUACAGGAUUUGUCAAAUCACCUCUCUGAUUACUAUGAAAAAUUCAUUGCAGAGUCCAAAAGAUUGAUUGACUUGUCCAUUCAAAACUACCACGUUUCUGAGAUAUAUCACUGAGUUACUAAAAGAGCUGCUGCAA
This is a messenger RNA of Pteropus alecto (black flying fox), 13516 nucleotides long. RefSeq names its product apolipoprotein B (gene APOB). Gene Ontology annotation, cellular component: very-low-density lipoprotein particle; mature chylomicron; low-density lipoprotein particle. Lineage: Eukaryota; Metazoa; Chordata; Mammalia; Chiroptera; Pteropodidae. Gene Ontology annotation, molecular function: cholesterol transfer activity; low-density lipoprotein particle receptor binding. The record is from RefSeq and is a predicted model, not a curated record. Gene Ontology annotation, biological process: cholesterol transport; cholesterol homeostasis; lipoprotein transport.